Megachile rotundata (alfalfa leafcutting bee) is the source of this 4531-nucleotide messenger RNA. RefSeq lists its product as uncharacterized. The record is from RefSeq and is a predicted model, not a curated record. Lineage: Eukaryota; Metazoa; Arthropoda; Insecta; Hymenoptera; Megachilidae.
GACACUAAACUGUCAGCUAUCUAAUUGACAGCUAUAUGACUGCCAGCUAUUUGACUGCCAGCUAUUUGAUUGCCAGCUAUCUGACCAUCAGCUAUCUGUCCACUGUCUGACUGCCAGCUAUUUGACUGUCAGCUAUCCAACUGUCAGCUGUCUGUCAACUAUCUAACUACCAGCGAUUUGACCGCCAGUUAUCUAACCGUCAGUUAUUUAUCUGUCAACUAUCUAACAGUCAGCUAUAUGACUAUCAGCUAUUUGACUGACAGCCAUCUAGCUAUCUGUCAACUGUCUAGCUUGCCAGCUGUAUGACUACCAGCUAUCUGACUGCCAGCUAUCUGACUGCCAGCUAUCUGACUCCCAGCUAUCAGACUCCCAGCUAUCUGUCAGCUAUCUCAUUAUCCUAAUUCUAUCUAAAUCCUUCAAACGAAUUAAACAAACCACUUAAAAUAUCAAACUGCCCCAACAUAAACCAAACACCUUCAAAGUUCUUCGAACUUCCCAACAUUCUCCUCUGCACAAUAGCACCUAUCACCAGUUCCAAAUUAUCGGUCGAAACUGUGAAAUCGGUGUCCAACAUAAACACGAACCCAAGACCUGGAUACUAAGGUGUUUCGAGUAUUGCAGGAGCGAGGCAGCUGGGCCAUCAGUAACCCGAAGCGUUCAGGUGUCCCAUCAGAAGGAAUCAGCGUCGGUAGCCAGCAGGAAGGCCACUUUUCGGGAGAGUGGGACGACGUAGCAGCGUCCGAGGAUAGCUUCCAAUCCAGGAAGGGAAUUGGACGCGGGCCAGAGCAACGGAACGGGACGCCUUUGGCCUGCACGAUAUCCGGGACAAACUCGGCGGGAAUCUAUGGACCCGGGACGGAGCUGUUUGCGGAACGUUUCCGUGCGAUUAUGCGCGCCUGGGCCGCGAGUAAGCUGUUCUUCGCUCGAAGAUUUUUUUUCAGAUCUUCAGGAACUGACCAUUGGAUAACCUGGACAAGGGACCUCAUCCCAGAUUUCUAAUAACAAGAUAAAUUCUUCACAAGACUCCGACGGGAGAGAGAAGUUCGUCGAUUUUCCUGGCGUCCCGGAAGCGAGGACAACAACCCAUCGUCCACGGUGUGCGUCCGUGUGGCCAGCAUUCGGGUAGCUCGUCCCGCGUACAUACUCGUCCGAACUAUAAUGCUGGCGGCUGACGGUUUCGGUGAUCGACGACGACGCGGACGGUGAACUGGUGACAGUGUGAAAUCGAUCGUCAGAGAAACCUGCUAGCGACCGGGCGUUCACUAAAUAUAGCCGGGAAUAAUGGCCAGCGCGACAAUGGGUCUCCGUCGCAGAGUGCCGGUGAACAAUUCGCCGACCCCGUCGAGCCAAUCCACGUCCGCGGCCACCGGCUCGUCCAGCAAGCGUUCAAGGUCCGAGAACAACAACAGCCCGUCCCAUGGUAACCUGAACUCGAUGAACGGCACACGGGACGAGCCGCCGGCGAAGAAAUCCCGCGGAACGUCCACGAACGCCUCCAAGACGUCGUCCCCGGAGAGCAGCCCUGCGUCCAAGAGCCGAGGAGGAUCCGUGUCCAGGUCUAACGCGCAGUCCAAGACCUCCGUGUCCAACACGGACGUGACGAGCAACGGCGUUUUGUCCACCAGCUGGACAGCCUCGACGAACAUGUCCGACGUGUCCACGUACGCGUCCGUACCCGGUCUGAGCAUGGCGCCCAGUCCAAACGCCGGCCUAUGUGCCGGGGGCCUCAGCAUGCCCACCCCGAUUCCGUACAUGUCCUCGUCGAUGGCGACGUUCGUCGGGAACGCGACCAACCUCGGCAAGAGCUCGUCCGUGUCGUACCUGGACAUCUCGAACAUGACCGGCGGAUCUCUCAGCUCGAGCGCCUCCGCGGGUCUCAACGGCGGCUACGUCGGCAACGGGAACGCGGGCAACGUGAUGGACUCCAAGAACGUACCCAUGCCGUUCACGGGCAUCACCCCGGGUGUAAACGGCUCCGCGGCCUUCGGGAUGCAGAAGGGACAAACCGACAGUGCCGGACUGCCCAAGAAGUUUCAGAACGACGGUAUGUUUAACGCGUAUCAACCGUGGGUGAUCAAGACUUACGGCGACUUGGCCAAGACCAAAACGAUCACGAUCAAAAAGUACGCGCGUAUAUUGAGGACAUUGAGGGGGGAGGAGGUGAACAGUGCCGAGAACAGUAAAUUCCGAUUUUGGGUGAAGAGCAAGGGCUUCCACAUCGGCCAACCGGAAGGAUACGACGCGAAACCAGCGGACAGGAUUAUCGGCCGUCAUGCAGUGACGAGCCCCGGAUUGGAUCCGCCGUUGUACGUGCCCACACAGCUGCCGCACAACAAGGCGUUAAAUGGCGCUGAAGGAACAGUACCACCCGGAAGAGUGUACAAGAAAGUGGCAAUCGUGGAGAACUUCUUCGACAUUAUUCAUGCUGUCCAUGUUGACCUUGAGGGUCGUCCGGGAAAGCAUGCUGGUCAAAAGAGAACGUACAGGACGAUCACGGAAACGUACGCCUUUCUUCCCCGAGAAGCGGUAACGCGAUUUCUGCUGGGCUGCACGGAAUGCCAACGACGGCCGCGAACCCCAAGCCCAACGAAUUUAUCCAACCAAUCGCAGUCCACGUCUACGACGCCGCUAACGACGGCGACGACAUUGACGUCGACGACGACACCGACACCGUUGAGCCCGCAGCAGGCGGGCGCCGCCCUCACGACCGCGUCGACGACGUCGGUGCAAAGUAGCCCUAAGCCGCGCGAGGGAAAUCACGAGAGCAAGGGUCUGUACAGUUACAGGCAUCAAAAGCAUCAAAAGGGGAGCGUCGUCGUCGGUACGACGGACAAGACCGAUAAGGAGAAGGAGGAGAAAUACAAUCCCCUGAGUAUCACGAAUUUGCUGAAGAAGGAGCCCGUCACCGGCAGUUUUUUGCCGAGCGCCGAGAGCCUGCCGGAGUCGAGGAGAACCCCGGAGUCGGAUCGAGCCAGCUCGAAAAGCUCGGCCUCGUCGAAGAGGAAAAGGAUGUUGCCAGAGGGCCGAACACCAUCCCCUCAGCCCAGCCAACCGUUGCCAAGGCCGUGGAGUCCUGGACUCGAUCCCAAGAACACGCCCAUCGACUACAGUCUUCCCAUCACUACCUCGUACCUGAAGCAUCAGCAGAGGCUACUGCAGGCGGAGAAAAAGGCAGCGGCGUUAAAGGAGACCGAGCUCGAACAGAAAGUCACCGUUCUGCCCACGGACGAGAUCGACAACGAGAGGGACAGAUACUCGCCGGCCACGGGAUUGAUCGAUACCAAUCUCAACCUAUUGGCCACCAUUCAGCACCUGCACUGCCAAGUGAUGCUGGCCCUCACCGAGAGGCUCAGACCCUCCAUGACCGUGCCCAGCCCCCUCGUUUUGCCCGCAGCUAAUGUACUCUCCAACGGUAUAAUCAUCGGCUCCGAGGUAUCGGUGCAGACCGGCGAGAACCACGCGUGAACGACACACCCUUCCGUCGCGUUUUAGACAUCGGAUUUUUAUUUCUCGAAUCGAGACAAAGGGGCUAAAUGCGUCCUCGGAAGCGAUCUAACGCGACUCGAGCUGCCAUUCAAACGCCCGGCUAACGCGAUCAUCUAUUAAAACCGGAUAAGAUCAAUUACUUGGUCGGCGUCGCGGCGUCAACGUCAGUUAAGCCGGCCAGAGUUGGCCGGAUCGCGUUCCCGAUAUAGCCGGCGAAACGAGACGCGGAAUUAUUCGUGAGCCUGUCAAAAUAUGGGUCGACCGUCGCAUGUCACCGAUUUAUAGACGAGCCGCGAUCGACCGCAGACCGAAAUCCGCUUUUCCUGACCCGGCCGUUCGAUAUUUCGAGAUCCGGUCGUUGAACAGCCGAGAAUGGACUCGGGGAUAGCUCUUGAAUGUUUAAUCGCCGGGCAAGAUUGCCCCGAGGAUGUAGCCUGACUCGUUGUGUGCCUGGGUGACCCGCGAUUGAUAAGUGACUCGUUCUCCGACUACGUUCGAAUUGCGGCGAUAUAUCGAGACUUUGUCGACAAUUUUCGUUACCGAUGCGCACAAUUACGUUUAGUUUGAACCGCGAGAUUUCUGAGUUAUGGAUCGACUAAAUGGGACCUCACUGUGUAACACGAACGUUAAUUAAACCAAAGGUGGACGAUCUGGGGAUAUUCGAGUGAUGGGAACGGUUCCGUAGGUGUAACUUGUUCGACGCAAAAGUUUUUCGUAUUUCACCGUGUAGACUAGCUUUGUGUAUGAUAUUAAGCUAGAGGGUAGUUUUCUUCGUGUAUCAUAAAUAGCUUGGACCCUUGAGAACGGGCUGUCAUUCAGCGUGUGAUCAGACAUGUUUGUACUAGAAGUUUGAUAAUCGUUGUGAAAGUAGAUACAGAAAUGUUGAGGAAUACACGGAAGUGUUAAAUAGCACCGGAUCUAUUAUUUUGUAUAUAAUCGUUGUAACAUAGCGCAGAUAGUUGUUAAGGGUAAAGCGAGCGAUUGUAUUAUUAUAUUGCUUUAUUAUUAUUAUUAUUAUUAUUACUAUUAUUACCGUGUCAGUUAU